AUGUUCAUCUCCGAUUUCAAGAAUCACCAAUGUUCAUAUCUGAUUUCAGAACCCAUUUCACUUUUGGAACAAAAAAACCUUCAUGGAGAUGAAGACCAAACCUACAAUAAAGGGCGUCUGCUAAAAGUUCAGUGCUGCUGGGAAUUUGAGGUUUUAUUGGAAAGUCUAUAUAAAGCUCAUUUCAUUGUGAUGCUGAAACCACAUACAUUCCAUCUCAACUAA
This is a messenger RNA of Lactuca virosa, 222 nucleotides long. NCBI's taxonomy places the organism in Eukaryota, Viridiplantae, Streptophyta, Magnoliopsida, Asterales, Asteraceae. The record is from the annotation of a GenBank genome assembly.